AUGGACGUGGACGUGGACGUGGACAUGGACGUGGACGUGGACGUGGACGUGGACGUGGACGUGGUCGUGGACGUGGACGUGGACGUGGACGUGGAUGUGGACGUGGACGUGGUCGUGGUCGUGGACGUGGUCCUGGACGUGGACGUGGACGUGGACGUGGUCGUGGUCGUGGACGUGGACGUGGACGUGGACGUGGACGUGGACGUGAACGUGGACGUGGACGUGGACGUGGACGUGGACGUGGACGUGGACGUGGACAUGGUCGUGGACGUGGACGUGGACGUGGACGUGGACAUGGUCGUGGACGUGGACGUGGACAUGGACGUGGACGUGGACGUGGACAUGGACGUGGAAGUGGACGUGGACGUGGACAUGGACGUGGACGUGGACAUAGACGUGGAGGUGGACAUGGAGGUGGACGUGGACGUGGAGGUGGACGUGGACGUGGACGUGGACGUGGACGUGGACGUGGACGUGGACGUGGACGGGACACGUGGACGUGGACCUGGACGUGGACGUGGACGUGGACGUGGACGGGACGUGGACGUGGACGUGGACGUGGACGUGGACGUGGACGUGGACGUGGACAUGGACGUGGGCAUGGACGUGGAGGUGGACAUGGAGGUGGACGUGGACGUGGACGGGGACAUGGACUUGGACAUAGACGUUGACGUGGACGUGGACGUGGACGUGGACGUGGACGUGGACAUGGACGUGGACGUGGACGUGGACGUGGACAUGGACGUGGACGUGGACCUGGACGUGGACAUGGAUGUGGACAUGGACGUGGACAUGGACGUGGACAUGGACGUGGACAUGGACGUAGACGUGGACGUGGACGUAGACGUAGACGUAGACGUGGACGUGGACGUAGACGUGGACGUGGACGUAGACGUGGACGUGGACGUGGACGUGGACGUGGACCUGGACGUGGACGUGGACGUGGACAUGGACCUGGACGUGGACGUGGACGUGGACGUGGACCUGGACGUGGACGUGGACAUGGAGGUGGACAUGGACGUGGACGUGGACAUGGAGGUGGACAUGGACGUGGAGGUGGACAUGGAGGUGGACGUGGACGUGGAGGUGGACGUGGACGUGGACGUGGACGUAGACGUGGACGUGGACGUGGACGUGGACGUGGACGUGGACGUAGACGUGGACAUGGACGUAGACGUGGACGUGGACGUGGACGUGGACGUGGACGUGGACGUGGACAUGGACGUGGACGUGGACGGGAACGUGGAUUUGGACGUGGACAUGGACGUGGACAUGGAUGUGGACAUGGACGUGGACGUCGACGUGGACGUGGACGUGGACGUGGACGUGGACGUGCACGUGGACGUGUACGUGGACGUUGACGUGGACGUGGACCUGGUCGUGGUCGUGGACGUGGACGUGGACCUGGACGUGGACGUGGACAUGGACGUGGACGUGGACGUGGACGUGGACGUGGACGUGAACAUGGUCGUGGUCGUGGACGUGGACGUGGACGUGGACGUGGACAUGGACGUGGACGUGGACGUGGACGUGGACGUGGACGUGGAUGUGGACGUGGACGUGGACGUGGACGUAGACGUAGACGUGGAUGUGGACGUGGACGUGGACAUGGUAUUGGACGUGGACGUGGACGUGGACGUGGACGUUGACGUGGACGUGGACGUGGACGUGGACCUGGACGUGGACCUGGACGUGGACGUGGACGUGGACGUCGUGGUCGUGGACAUGGACGUGGACGUCGACGUGGACAUGGACGUGGAGGACUUGGACGUGGACAUGGACGUGGACGUGGAGGACUUGGACAGAGACGUGGACGUGGACGUGGACGUGGACGUGGACGUGGACGUGGACAUGGACGUGGACGUGGAGGACUUGGACGUGGACAUGGACGUGGACGUGGACAUGGACGUGGACAUGGACAUGGACGUGGACGUGGACAUGGACGUGGACGUGGACGUGGACGUGGACGUUGACGUGGACAUGGACGUGGACUUGGACGUGGACGUGGACGUGGACUUGGACGUGGACGUGGACGUGGACGUGGACGUAGACGUGGACGUGGACGUGGACGUGGACGUGGACGUGGACGUAGACGUGGACGUAGACGUGGACAUGGACGUAGACGUGGACGUGGACGUGGACGUGGACGUGGACAUGGACGUGGACGUGGACGUGGACAUGGACGUGUACAUGGACUUGGACGUGGACAUGGACGUGGACGUGGACAUGGACGCGGACAUGGACGUGGACGACGACGUGGACGUGGUCGUCCACGACGUGGACUUGGACGUGGACGUGGUCUUGGACGUGGACGUGGACAUGGACGUGGUCGUGGUCCUGGACGUGGACGUGGUCGUGGACGUGGACGUGGACAUGGACGUGGAGGAUGUGGACGUGGACGUGGACGUGGUCGUGGACGUGGACGUUGACGUGGACGCGGACGUGGACGUGGACAUGGACGUGGACGUGGACGUGGUCGUGGACGUGGACGUGGACGUGGACGUGGACAUGGACGUGGACGUGGACGUGGACGUGGACGUGGACAUGGACGUGGACAUGGUCGUGGACGUGGACAUGGACGUGGACGUGGACGUGGAUUUGGACGUGGACAUGGACGUGGACAUGGACGUGGACAUGGACGUGGACGUCGACGUGGACGUGGACGUGGACGUGGACGUGGACGUGGACGUGCACGUGGACGUGGACGUGGACGUUGACGUGGACGUGGACCUGGUCGUGGUCGUGGACGUGGACGUGGACCUGGACGUGGACGUGGACAUGGACGUGGACGUGGACGUGGACGUGGACGUGGACGUGAACAUGGUCGUGGUCGUGGACGUGGACGUGGACGUGGACGUGGAGGACAUGGACGUGGACGUGGACGUGGACGUGGACGUGGACGUGGACGUGGACGUGGACGUGGACGUGGACGUAGACGUAGACGUGGAUGUGGACGUGGACGUGGACAUGGUAUUGGACGUGGACGUGGACGUGGACGUGGACGUGGACGUUGACGUGGACGUGGACGUGGACGUGGACCUGGACGUGGACCUGGACGUGGACGUGGACGUGGACGUCGUGGUCGUGGACAUGGACGUGGACCUCGACGUGGACAUGGACGUGGAGGACUUGGACGUGGACAUGGACGUGGACGUGGAGGACUUGGACAGAGACGUGGACGUGGACGUGGACGUGGACGUGGACGUGGACGUGGACAUGGACGUGGACGUGGAGGACUUGGACGUGGACAUGGACGUGGACGUGGACAUGGACGUGGACAUGGACAUGGACGUGGACGUGGACAUGGACGUGGACGUGGAAGUGGACGUGGACGUUGACGUGGACAUGGACGUGGACUUGGACGUGGACGUGGACGUGGACUUGGACGUGGACGUGGAUGUGGACGUGGACGUGGACAUGGACGUGGACGUGGACGUGGAUGUGGAUGUGGACAUGGACGUGGACGUGGACGUGGACAUGGACGUGGACGUGCACGUGGACGACUUGGACGUGGACAUGGACGUGGACGUGGACGUGGACAUGGACGUGGACAUGGACCUGGACGUGGACGUGGACGUGGACCUGGACGUGGAUGUGGACGUGGACCUGAACGUGGACGUGGAUGUGGACGUGGACGUGGACGUGGACGUGGACGUAGACGUGGACGUGGACGUGGACAUGGACACGGACGUGGACGUGGACAUGGACACGGACGUGGACGUGGACGUGGACGUGGACAUGGACGUGGACGUGGACGUGGAGGACAUGGACGUGGACAUGGACGUGGACGGGGACGUGGACGUGGACGUGGACGUGGACAUGGAUGUGGACGUGGACGUGGACAUGGACGCGGAUAUCGACGUGGACGUGGACAUGGACGUGGACAUGGACGUGGACGUGGACAUGGACGUGGACGUGGACGUGGACGUAGACAUGGACGUGGACGUCGACGUGGACGUGGACGUGGACAUGGACGUGGACGUGGACGUGGACGUUGACGUGGACGUGGACGUGAACAUGGACGUGGACAUGGACGUGGACGUGGACAUGGACGUGGACGUGGACGUGGACAAGGACGUGGACGUGGACGUGGACAUGGACGUGGACAUGGACGUAGACGUGGACGUGGACAUGGACGUGGACGUGGACGUGGAGGACACGGACGUGGACAUGGACGUGGACGUGGACGUGGACAUGGACAUGGACGCGGACGUGGACAUGGACGUGGACGUGGACGUGGACAUGGACGUGGAGGAUGUGGACGUGGACGUGGACGGGGUCGUGGACGUGGACGUUGACGUGGACGCGGACGUGGACGUGGACAUGGACGUGGACGUGGUCGUGGACGUGGACGUGGACGUGGACGUGGACGUGGACAUGGACGUGGACGUGGACGUGGACGUGGACGUGGACAUGGACGUGGACAUGGUCGUGGACGUGGACAUGGACGUGGACGUGGACGUGGAUUUGGACGUGGACAUGGACGUGGACAUGGAUGUGGACAUGGACGUGGACGUCGACGUGGACGUGGACGUGGACGUGGACGUGGACGUGCACGUGGACGUGGACGUGGACGUUGACGUGGACGUGGACCUGGUCGUGGUCGUGGACGUGGACGUGGACCUGGACGUGGACGUGGACAUGCACGUGGACGUGAACGUGGACGUGGACGUGGACGUGAACAUGGUCGUGGUCGUGGACGUGGACGUGGACGUGGACGUGGACAUGGACGUGGACGUGGACGUGGACGUGGACGUGGACGUGGAUGUGGACGUGGACGUGGACGUGGACGUAGACGUAGACGUGGAUGUGGACGUGGACGUGGACAUGGUAUUGGACGUGGACGUGGACGUGGACGUGGACGUGGACGUUGACGUGGACGUGGACGUGGACGUGGACCUGGACGUGGACCUGGACGUGGACGUGGACGUGGACGUCGUGGUCGUGGACAUGGACGUGGACGUCGACGUGGACAUGGACGUGGAGGACUUGGACGUGGACAUGGACGUGGACGUGGAGGACUUGGACAGAGACGUGGACGUGGACGUGGACGUGGACGUGGACAUGGACAUGGACGUGGAGGACUUGGACGUGGACAUGGACGUGGACGUGGACAUGGACGUGGACAUGGACAUGGACGUGGACGUGGACAUGGACGUGGACGUGGACGUGGACGUGGACGUUGACGUGGACAUGGACGUGGACUUGGACGUGGACGUGGACGUGGACUUGGACGUGGACGUGGAUGUGGACGUGGACGUGGACAUGGACGUGCACGUGGACGUGGAUGUGGAUGUGGACAUGGACGUGGACGUGGACGUGGACAUGGACGUGGACGUGCACGUGGACGUGGACGUGCACGUGGACGACUUGGACGUGGACAUGGACGUGGACGUGGACGUGGACAUGGACGUGGACAUGGACCUGGACGUGGACGUGGACGUGGACCUGGACGUGGAUGUGGACGUGGACCUGAACGUGGACGUGGAUGUGGACGUGGACGUGGACGUGGACGUGGACGUAGACGUGGACGUGGACGUGGACGUGGACAUGGACGUGGACGUGCACGUGGACGUGGACACGGACGUGGACGUGGACGUGGACGUGGACAUGGACGUGGACGUGGACGUGGAGGACAUGGACGUGGACAUGGACGUGGACGGGGACGUGGACGUGGACGUGGACGUGGACAUGGAUGUGGACGUGGACGUGGACAUGGACGCGGAUAUCGACGUGGACGUGGACAUGGACGUGGACAUGGACGUGGACGUGGACAUGGACGUGGACAUGGACGUGGACGUAGACAUGGACGUGGACGUCGACGUGGACGUGGACGUGGACAUGGACGUGGACGUGGACGUGGACGUUGACGUGGACGUGGACGUGAACAUGGACGUGGACAUGGACGUGGACGUGGACAUGGACCUGGACGUGGACGUGGACAAGGACGUGGACGUGGACGUGGACAUGGACGUGGACAUGGACGUAGACGUGGACGUGGACAUGGACGUGGACGUGGACGUGGAGGACAUGGACGUGGACAUGGACGUGGACGUGGACGUGGACAUGGAUGUGAACGUGGACGUGGACGUGGACAUGGACGCGGACAUCGACGUGGACGUAGACAUGGACGUGGACAUGGACGUGGACGUGGACAUGGACGUGGACGUGGACGUGGACAUGGACGUGGACGUGGACGUGGAGGACUUGGAUGUGGACAUGGACGUCGACGUGGACGUGGACGUGGACGUGGACGUGGACAUGGACGUGGACGUGGACGUGGAUGUGGACAUGGACGUGGACCUGGACGUGGACAUGGACGUGGACGUGGACAUGGACGUGGACAUGGACAUGGACGUGGACGUGGACGUGGACAUGGACGUGGACGUGGACGUGGACAUGGACGUGGACGUGGACGUGGAGGACAUGGACGUGGACAUGGACGUGGACAUUGACGUGGACAUGGACAUGGACAUGGACGUGGACGUGGACGUGGACAUGGACGUGGACGUGGACGUGGACGUGGACAUGGACACGGACGUGGACGUGGACAUGGACCUGGACAUGGACGUGGACGUGGACGUGGACCUGGACAUGGACGUGGACGUGGACGUGGAGGACAUGGACGUGGACAUGGACGUGGACGUGGACGUGGACGUGGACAUGGAUGUGGACGUGGACGUGGACAUGGACGCGGACAUCGACGUGGACGUGGACAUGGACGUGGACAUGGACGUGGACGUGGACAUGGACGUGGACGUGGACGUAGACAUGGACGUGGACGUGGACGUGGACCUGGACGUGGACGUGGACGUGGACGUGGACAUGGACGUGGACGUGGACGUGGACGUGGACGUGGACAUGGACGUGGACGUGGACGUGGAGGACAUGGACGUUGACAUGGACGUGGACGUGGACGUGGACAUGGACGUGGACGUGGACGUGGACAUGGACGUUGACGUGGACGUGGACGUGGACGUGGACAUGGACGUGGACGUGGACGUGGACGUGGACAUGGACGUUGACGUGGACGUGGACGUGGACGUGGACAUGGACGUGGACGUGGACGUGGAGGACAUGGACGUGGACAUGGACGUUGACGUGGACGUGGACGUGGACGUGGACAUGGAUGUGGACGUGGACGUGGACAUGGAUGCGGACAUCGACGUGGACGUGGACAUGGACGUGGACAUGGACGUGGACGUGGACAUGGACGUGGACGUGGACGUAGACAUGGACGUGGACGUGGACGUGGAGGACUUGGAUGUGGACAUGGACGUGGACGUGGACGUGGACGUGGACAUGGACGCGGACAUGGACGUGGACGUGGACAUGGACGUGGAUGUGGAGGUGGACGUGGACAUGGACGUGGCAUGGACGUGGAUAUGA
This is a messenger RNA of Closterium sp. NIES-65, 7389 nucleotides long. Lineage: Eukaryota; Viridiplantae; Streptophyta; Zygnematophyceae; Desmidiales; Closteriaceae. The record is from the annotation of a GenBank genome assembly.